AUGCAAUUGCUUUUGAGGAUAAGGCUGCUUCUACUCAUAAUGAUACAAAUGUUAGUAUACCUCAACGAAUCAACCGGCAAAUUAUCUUGUGGAGUGAAAGAUAAGAUAGACAGCAACAAUGAAAUUCCAACACUUAUACUAUCCGUAAAAGAAUCUAAAGAGAAAAAACAAGGAGGAGGAAGAAGUGUCGCGGCCGUAGUUGGUGGUGCUGGUGCUGCUUUAAUCAUCAUUGUCAUUGUGGUGAUUAUCUAUAUCUGCUUGAGAAGAUAUAGAAGAUUCAAAAGACAAACAUCUGAUUCAGCUUCUUCCGUGCCAUCUCAAGCCUUUGAGAUGGGAAGAAUCAACAGCUCGCAGUAUGUUAAUGCUUUCUCUCCACAUUACAUGCAGAACACAAGAUUGUUAACGAUUUCGGAGCUGGAACAAGCAACAGGAAAUUUCAGUCAAAGUAACAUUAUAGGUGAAGGAAGAUUUGGUUUUGUAUACAAAGGUUUGCUUCAAGAUGGAUCUUUUGUGGCUAUAAAAAGACGCAUGUUUGCCUUGACUCGAGAUUUCAUCCCAGAGGUCAAGCAUAUAGCUCAAAUCCAUCACAUUCAUAUUGUCAAGCUUAUAGGCUAUUACGAAGAUAGCUAUCAACAAAUACUCGUGUACGAAUAUCUCCCUAAUGGCAAUGUAGGGAAUCAUCUAUAUGACAAUGAAGGUUUACCUAUCGGAAAGUUAGACUUGCAGCGCAGGGUAUCCAUCGCCUUAGGUGCAUCCAAAGGACUGGAUCAUCUUCAUGGUUUGGUCCCUCCUAUGUUUCACACAAACUUUAGUACAAUAAAUGUUCUGUUAGAUGAAAACUUUACGGCCAAGGUAUCUGAUUACGGAUUCUACAAAUUGCAAACAAAAGUUGAUCAGGCAGGUUCAUCUUCAAAUGUUGACUACUUUCAUGAUCCAGAGUUGAGGUUAUCAGAAACCUAUUCGGAGCAAAGUGAUGUAUACAGUUUCGGAGUAUUUUUAUUAGAGUUGAUUAGUGGCUUUGAAGUCCACAACAGAAACAUGUCGCAACCAAAUGAAAAUAUAAUAUUUCAGGCAAAAUAUAGCAGUGUUAUGGACAAGUUUAUUGACAUAACGUUGCGCGAGGAAGAAAGAGCUGCUGCUAGACGAAUGAUGAAGUUGGCUUUACUAUGUGUGGAUGUAUUUUUUAGAAGACCAUCAAUGGCACAUAUUGUGCAAGAAUUGGAACGGAUACAAAGAGAUAUUGCGCCUUUGUAUUCUGAAAUCAAUGAGGAGAUUGGUGUGGUGACUCUUGGGAGUGAGCUCUUCAAAUAA
Molecule: messenger RNA, 1311 nt
Organism: Lathyrus sativus (Indian pea)
Lineage: Eukaryota; Viridiplantae; Streptophyta; Magnoliopsida; Fabales; Fabaceae
Source: the annotation of a GenBank genome assembly